Ahaetulla prasina is the source of this 3664-nucleotide messenger RNA. Its product is annotated as vitamin D3 hydroxylase-associated protein-like. The transcript is spliced from 15 exons. Lineage: Eukaryota; Metazoa; Chordata; Lepidosauria; Squamata; Colubridae. The coding region runs from base 526 to 2295 and encodes 589 amino acids. Gene Ontology annotation, molecular function: fatty acid amide hydrolase activity; amidase activity. The record is from RefSeq and is a predicted model, not a curated record. Gene Ontology annotation, biological process: fatty acid catabolic process.
UUAUAUCUUAGAAAUGAAAGAGGACUAAAAUUCAUGGUAGGAUUUUUUUAUUAUUGGGUCUGCUGCAUAGGUCUUUCAUUUGUCAUUAGCAAUAGCUAGUCCUUGAAAACGUAUCUAGACCAGAUCACAAAAGAAAAUCAAAUUUCAUAGCAUCUGGGUGGGUUUUUUCUUUCUUUCUAUUCUCUAUGAAUGGAUGGAUGCAGUAACGUUUGAUGGAAUAUAGAAUAGAGCAGGUGGAUCAUCUUAUAUUGCUAAAGUGACAUGUUGUAUAGUACAUCGGAAUGUUGUGACGGCUAAGUCAACAAUUGUCACUUGAAAGAUUCUUCUACAGGGAUACUUUUCUGGAAAUUCUUCAUUCCUUAUUAGACAUGCAUCUAUCUGUCAGUUGCUUGGACUUGACAGCAUCUGGGUGGGCUUAAGAAUCGCCACCCACUUCCUUUUUCUGUCUUUUCCAUUAGCUCCAGGGAACACAGUCUUCGCAGCUUCUUCUGAUUCUGAACGGUGAGGAAAUAAAACCCUCACACUAUGGCUCUAGAGAAGGUUAAGGAACUCUUUCCAGAGGCUGAGGUUGACAGGCGCCUUGUCUCAGGCUUGCUUUGUGGCUCAGCUGCUGCCAUUCUGAUGUUCAAAUGGAUGAACCAGAUGCGGGUCCAGAAGAAACUUGAUGAAUUCAAGACCAAGCGAGAACACGGGUUUCAGCAAAUGGAGAAGGCAGCAAAGCAGUUUAAACAGCAGAACCCAGGAAUAAAGGCUGCUCCAAUCCUAUCUCUUUCUCUUGUGGAACUAACUGCAAAGUUAAAAGAUGGUUCCUUGUCUCCAGAAAGUGUUCUAUACACCUAUAUGGAAAAGGCUUUAGCAGUAACCCGGGAGAUCAACUGUGUGACAGAUUUCCUCCCAGAGUGUGAAGAACAGCUCCGAGAAAUUAAAAAGAGAGAGAAAGGGUUACUCUAUGGGAUCCCUGUCAGCAUCAAGGAAAAUAUUGCUUGCAAGGGAUACCCCAAUUCACUUGGCUUGGUGAAAUUUCUGGACUCUCCCGAGCACGAUGACUCUGUAAUAGUCAGAGUUCUUAAGAAACAAGGGGCCAUUCCAUUUGUAAAGACCAACACAUCACAAGCCAUAUUAAACAUUGACUGUGGCAAUACAGUCUUUGGACAAACCUUGAACCCUUUCAACCACAAGAAAAGUUCAGGCGGCUCCAGUGGAGGGGAAGCAGCUCUUAUUGGAGGGGGAGGAUCCAUCCUUGGCAUUGGGACAGAUGUGGCUGCAAGUAUUCGGGUGCCAUGUGGCUUUUGUGGGAUAUGUGGAUUCAAACCAACUGGCUAUAGAGUGAGUGUCAAAGGUGUUACCACUCCUGUAGCUGGAAUGAACUCAGUCAUCUCUGUGACAGGACCAAUGGCAAGAGAUGUGGACAGCCUGGUGUUGUGCAUGAAAGCCCUACUGUGUGAUGAGAUGUUUUGUCUGGAUCCAGCUGUGCCCCCACUUCCCUUUAAUGACAAGAUUUACUUGAAUACCUGCCCCCUUAGGAUUGGAUUCUACGAUGGAGAUGGUUAUUUCGAGCCCUCUCCCAGCAUGAGACGAGCUGUGCAGGAAACCAAAAAACUGCUACAGGAGGCAGGGCAUACCCUGAUACCAUUCACUCCACCUCGCAUUGAUUUUCUGGUGGAUGAACUAUUUACCAAAGGCCUCUAUGCUGAUGGAAGUUCCACAUUAUUAGAAAAAUUUGAUGGUGAAUUUGUGGAUUCCACUUGGACAAACCAGAUUCGUUGUUACAGAAUGCCAGACCUGCUGAAGAGACUCUUGGCUCUCCUUUUAAUGCCUGUGUUCCCACGAAUCUCCCGACAUCUGCGUGCCCUCCUUGGAGUAGGGUCAGUCAAAAACCUCUGGAAGAACAAUGUGGAUCGGAUGGCUUACCGUGAUGAAUUCAUUGCAGAAUGGAGAAAAUUGAAGCUGGAUGUCGUGCUUUGUCCUGCUUUGGGCCCAGCCUUUAAUCUAGGAUAUGCUGGCAAACUAUUUGUGGCUACUACUUAUACCCAUCUAUAUAAUGUCUUGAAUUUUCCUGCUGGAGUUGUACCAGUCACAACAGUUACCCAAAAAGACGAAGAGGCACUGAAGCAUUACAAAGGGCACUAUGGCGAUUUCUGGGAUACGAGGAUGAAGGAGGCUGUGGAAGAUGCUGUGGGGCUCCCUGUAGCAGUCCAGUGCGUGGCCUUGCCAUGGCAAGAAGAAUUGUGUCUUCGGUUCAUGAAAGAAGUGGAGAGAGUUUCCCAUGAGAGAUGGGGAAAGAGAAAAAUAUGACUCUGUCAGAAAGAAGGCUGCAAGGAACAUUGAGCUUUCUAAAUAAACUUUAUAUUGACUUAUGCGGUUUAUUGCUGGGUUAGCUCAGUUAUAUUUUCACCAAUGUUCAGCAAGAUAAGAUAUAGAGAGAUUAGAAGAUAUGGUUUAGAAAGUAGAGAAUUUUUAAUUUUAAUGUUUUGUAAUUAGUAGAGAAUUUCUGGUAAUAUUUUGUAAUUGUCCAUAAAGAUCUUGGACAACAAGAUCUUUCAGACAGACCCCUUUGAAUUACAGUAUCAUUUCAAAGGUAUGAUACAAUUAUUCUGUCAUUCCUUCAUCAACUAUUGGGACUUUUAAGAAAGCUGUAAAUGAAAGUUAUAGACUUUUAAGAAAGCUGUAAAUGAAAUUAUAGUAAGACUGUAAAUGGGAAAUGCUGGUGUCAGCAAAUUCUGUACUAUAAAAUUCUGUGGAUGAGAUAAGUUGAUUGUGCAAUAAAAACCUUUUCUGUAAACCUGAACAGAUAAAUCUGGGACAAUUUAAAAUCAAUCCAGUAAUCUAAGAUAUCAGUAUCGUAACUGAUACCACCCAGGGCCUUUGAAUCCCAAAAAUUAUUUGCAAAACUGAAAUGAAAUUGUUAGUUCUAUAUGGAAAAAAACAUUGCAAGAUAGAUUGAUCUUCCAAAACAACGAAUGGAAAGUACACAGAACGAAAGAUCAUCUGGAAGUUGCCUGAAUCAUGGUAAAAAGAAUUAUAAUACAGAACGUCACAAUCAUUUGUAGAUGUAUACUAAAAGAGGUUUGGAAAAGGAUAUUUGGUGAAGUGAUGAAGUAAAAAAAGGUUGUAGAAGGAUGGAAAAAUGAAUAUAAUGAUAUUAAAAUGAACAUAAAAGAUAGAUUCAUGUGCAUAUAGAGAAAAUACAGUUCCAAAGAAUAUAGGUCAAAGAGAAUGAGGCAUGGUUAAAAUGAAAAUGGUAGACAGAAAAAUGCAGAUUGAUUCUCAGACCAAGACGGAAUUAAAAUAUUACUUUGGAAGUGGGUGAAGUGGGCUACAAAAGAAAUGUACAGAAAAAUAAGUAGAAUUAAAAAUGCUGGAAGGAGCAUUUGGAAAAUAGUGGUGUGUCAAAGAAUGGAACUGAAACAAAUAGUACUAGAAUUAGCAUUCAAGAAAAAUAUGGUGAAAAGCAAAUCAUAAAUGCUGUGAAAAUGGUUUUUUUAAAAGGUAUGGUUGCAAGGGUAACUCUGUAUAUGCUUAAAUAUAGAUGUAGUUUACUAACUACUCUUUAUGUCUGUUCAACCUCUUUAAUUUAUUUAAUAAAUGUAAAUGCCACGACUUGUUUAAUGUGUGUAUAAAGACACACACAUGCCUGACAAUCGGAAGAGUGCCAUUGUUGUUC